This is a messenger RNA of Pimephales promelas (fathead minnow), 789 nucleotides long. Its product is annotated as endothelial differentiation-related factor 1 homolog. NCBI's taxonomy places the organism in Eukaryota, Metazoa, Chordata, Actinopteri, Cypriniformes, Leuciscidae. The record is from RefSeq and is a predicted model, not a curated record. Gene Ontology annotation, cellular component: nucleus. Gene Ontology annotation, molecular function: DNA binding.
GUCGCUGUUGGUGUUCAGUGAAUCUCUGCUCAGUGUCGGCGGAUCUGGUUCACACACACACACACACACACACAGAGAUGGCCGAGAGCGACUGGGACACGGUGACUGUGUUGAGGAAGAAGAACCCCUCUGCUUCUCAGUCCAAAUCCAGACAGGCGGUUGCUGCGGCACAGAGGCGUGGAGAUGACGUGGAGACCACCAAAAAAUGGUCAGCGGGUCAGAACAAGCAGCAUCUGGUGACGAAGAACACGGCCAAACUGGACCAGGAGACGGAGGAGCUGCACCACCAGCGAGUGCCGCUGGAAGUGGGCAAAGUGAUCCAGAAAGGCCGACAAGACCAUGGUCUGACGCAGAAAGAUCUCGCCACUAAAAUCAGUGAGAAGCCUCAGGUGAUCGCCGACUACGAGAGCGGGCGGGCCAUCCCCAAUAACCAGGUCAUGGGCAAAAUCGAGAGAGCCAUCGGUCUGAAGCUUCGAGGGAAGGACAUCGGGCAACCGCUGGAGGCCAAACCCGACAAGAAAUGAAGACGGAGCCUGGAGUCGGCCGGAACCGGAGUCAGACCCGGUGUGGAUCUGGAUCAGGAGAAGGCCGAGAACACUAUAAUCAUUACCAGCAGCUCCACCGGGCCGUGAUCAUCUCUCAGACGGGACGAACAUCUCAUUAAAUCUGCUUCAGGAGAUGUGCCGCUCGUUACUGCUUCCUGCUGACGCCACUGUGGAAACACUCAGGGUCGGGGAAGCUCAUUCACAGCGUGGAAUUAACAUAUAAUAAACAUAAUUAACUUCACAA